UUUGCUCACUCUUUCUGAAUUUAAUUUCAGGGUGUGUCUUUCAUCGCUUUCAUUUAUAAAAAUGGCAAAUAAAUGUCAACUGGUAGAUUUGAAGGAGCUUUACAAUACUAAGCUGAACAGUGAUUUUACUAUUAUUGUUAAGGGUAAACAGUUCAAGAUUCAUAAGGCAAUUCUAAGCGCCCACAGUCCAGUUUUAGCGACUCUGUUUACCAACGAUACGGUUGAAAGACAAACCAACGAAGUUUCUAUAUUAGAUAUAUACUUAACUUCUGAGAUAUUUGAAAAGCUCUUGGAAUAUAUUUAUACCGACAAAGUGUCAAAUCUGGAUCAAGUUGCUGCUAAUUUGUUUGAAGCUGCUCACAAGUAUCAGAUGACCUCACUUUUGAAAAUUUGUGAAGAAUCACUCCGUGAAUCUUUGAACCCUGAAAAUAUUAUCCAGACGUUAAUUUUAGCAGAUCGUUGUAAUGCAAAAAAUUUAAAGGAUUUUAUUUUGGAUGAUAUGCGCCGCAAUUACUCAUUGGACAUUUUGAGCUCUAUAGGUUAUGAUGAAAUAAGCCAAACAAAUCUUUCUUUGUCAUACGAUGUGCUCGUCAUAAUUGCGGAAAAAUUAGAUUCAUCUAUUGAUUGGAAAAAUCCCAUGCUCCGUAGUUUCAAAUUGCGACGAUAGUCAGUUUUCAAAUGAAGAUUCUUCAGUUUCUUAAUUAUUUUAUUUAUUCUAUUAUUCAGAGAAAUUACAAUAAAAUAUUUGUAUAUGAUCCUGAAAUCAGCU
Molecule: messenger RNA, 769 nt
Organism: Cotesia glomerata
Lineage: Eukaryota; Metazoa; Arthropoda; Insecta; Hymenoptera; Braconidae
Product: speckle-type POZ protein-like
Exons: 3
Coding region: 62-667 (201 amino acids)
Biological process (GO): regulation of proteolysis; proteasome-mediated ubiquitin-dependent protein catabolic process
Cellular component (GO): cytoplasm; nucleus
Molecular function (GO): ubiquitin protein ligase binding
Source: RefSeq, a predicted model, not a curated record